GGCAAACCGUCGGUCAGCCGUAAGAAGACACUUGUGUUUGAGUCAUUUUUUGACUUUUCCGCCCAUCGUCAUACACAAGACGCUGCAACUGUGCAGGCCUUUCAUCUGAUUGAAGCACAUACCGGUAGUCUGUCUUUUCGGGUUAGCACUAGGAACUAAAUGAAGUAUGGAGUUGGGUACUUUGAAAUAUACCGAUUUGCGCCGACUUGCUAAGGAAGUUGGGAUCAAGGCUAAUCUGAAGGCGGAUAAGCUUCUGAAAGCACUGGAGCAGCAUUAUGAACAGCAAGACGGUGGCCUACUCAAAAGUGCAAGAAAGGAGGUUACCCAGGACUCGGCUCCAGUGCAUGGACAAGCAGCCCAGAAACAAGCUAACUUUGUCACAGAACGUCGAAGUAGAGUGACCCUCAAAAGGAAGCACGAGGACCUCGAGAUGAAGCUGUCACCAAGACCUGUCAAUCAGGUCGAGAGGCCCUCGGUUGAACCCGAAGAGAAACGGAGCUCCAAGAGAAAGAAGACUUCUCUGGAGAAGGAGGCAGUGGCUCCUGUGGUGUCAGAAAAGGAAAACAAACCAGAGAAGCAAACUGAGCCUACAAGCAACAAGAUUGAUCCUGACACAUCUGUGAAAGCAGAAGAGAAAACUUCGCAGCGACCUCCUGGCAAAAUCCCACGUGCCGCUGAACUUAUGAGCAAGGCCAAGGCAGCCAAGAGACCUGUCACCCCCAACUUCAAGAAAUUGCACGAGGCCCAUUUUAACAAGAUGGAGUCCAUCGACGCCUAUGUGCAGAGGAAAAACAAGACUAUUGACUCCUUCAGGAACACGGUGAAUGAGUUGAAGACUCUCUCGGAGACUACAAACAUGAAACCUGUGGAGAUGAAGACUAACCCAAAACCUGUGGAUGGUACAACGCAGCCUCAGAAACUGAAGGUGAACGGAAGUGCUCUGUUCAGUCCUGCUGCCCUGGCCAAGAAACCAGGGCCAGACAAGGGCAGAGUCACCCAGCUCUCCGCUAACAAACCAGCACUGAAGGGCAGCGCCAUCUUCAAACCCACAGUGGUCUCUACUGCUAAGAUCAAUGUCAGGUUUUCUCAAGGGACACAGGACAACGAACACAAGCGCUCUCUUAUCAAGACCCCUGCUCGCAUGUCUCCUCAUGUCCAGCUCACAUCAACCCCGGCAAGGAAAUCCUCUACCACACAGCAGAAGACUGGAGCAAACACUUCAGUCCUCAGCACCAGCAAGACUCCAGGUACCACACCAUUUGUGUUCAAGGCGAACACCAGCAUGACAACCACUCCACACGGAACCAAGAGGAACGCCUUUGACCUGAAGGCCAGUCUGUCUAAGCCACUGACCUACAAACCCCACACAGGAAAACUGAAGCCGUUUGCAGAGACUCAGGACAACACCCUGAACAAGUCUCAGACAGUGCCGUCCCACCAGAAGAAUUACAAGCAGCAUAAAGUGCAGACCAGGAAUGACCGGCGAGUGAAGCACACUGAAGACAGGAAGCAGAAGAAGGAGAAGAUGAUCGGCGCCAGAAGAGGACUUGUCAUGACUUAAGCUGUUGGCCUUUUUGUGUUUGUCUUUGUUUCCCCCCUGUGUGUGUGUGAUCCUUGUACAUUUUGCCCUGGACCCCUGUUUGUUAGUGUUUCUCCUUUCCUUCUUUUUUGCACUCGUAAUGUAAAUAUUUGACCUUUUUUUUUUAAUUAAAAAAAGUUUUACUCUUGCCUUUUAGCUGACUUUGGGAGGAAAAAAUGAUUUUGUAUUCAGUUUUUAUGAAAGUUACAAUAAAUGCAACUUGAGAUUGAC
This is a messenger RNA of Engraulis encrasicolus (European anchovy), 1810 nucleotides long. RefSeq names its product nucleolar and spindle-associated protein 1-like. Gene Ontology annotation, molecular function: microtubule binding. Gene Ontology annotation, biological process: establishment of mitotic spindle localization; mitotic chromosome condensation; mitotic cytokinesis. Gene Ontology annotation, cellular component: mitotic spindle; nucleolus; microtubule. The transcript is spliced from 12 exons. The record is from RefSeq and is a predicted model, not a curated record. The coding region runs from base 167 to 1561 and encodes 464 amino acids. Lineage: Eukaryota; Metazoa; Chordata; Actinopteri; Clupeiformes; Engraulidae.